Messenger RNA from Cyprinodon tularosa, 971 nucleotides. It is a transcript of the gene pglyrp5, whose product is annotated as peptidoglycan recognition protein 5. NCBI's taxonomy places the organism in Eukaryota, Metazoa, Chordata, Actinopteri, Cyprinodontiformes, Cyprinodontidae. Gene Ontology annotation, molecular function: N-acetylmuramoyl-L-alanine amidase activity; peptidoglycan binding; zinc ion binding. The coding region runs from base 132 to 629 and encodes 165 amino acids. Gene Ontology annotation, biological process: peptidoglycan catabolic process; innate immune response. The record is from RefSeq and is a predicted model, not a curated record. The transcript is spliced from 4 exons.
UUGGCAUGCUACAAAAAAACAGCUUGUGAGGCGAGGUGUAGUUUCCAAAACCACACCCUCCUAAACAAACUAUGAUAAAGGAGGUGCUGCAUGGUCAGUCUUCACACCUAUAAGCUGCAGUGUACAGCCUCAUGGAGCAAACAGUUAACAUAGUUUCAAGGGAACAGUGGGGAGCAGCCACCCCGAAACAAACGGAGAGUCUCAAAGGUCCAGCGCAGAGAGUUGUGAUACACCACACGGCCCUCCUGAACUGCAAGGGCCUGGCAGAGAGUAAGGACCAUCUUCUUAGCAUCCAGAGGCUUCAUAUGAAGGACAGACACUUUGAUGACAUCGGGUAUAAUUUCCUUAUUGGAGGAGAUGGCAGUGUGUUUGAGGGUCGAGGAUGGGGUAUGAGAGGGGCGCACACCAAAGGCCACAACGAUGACUCCUUGGGCAUCGCAUUAAUGGGCAAUUUUAACAAUGACACACCAAGCAAAGAGGCGUUGUUGUCAGUCAAGCAGCUGCUGAUUUCUGGAGUCAGACAAGGAUUCAUACAACCAGACUUUGUGCUGUAUGGGCACAGAGAUUUAGGAGCUACAGAAUGCCCUGGAGAACAUCUUUAUGCUGCACUGCCACAGCUGAGGAUAUGACCUUGAAUGAACCUCUCAGGAAAAAGAGAGGAAGAGGAAGUCUAAACCGCUGACUUAUUUCAACCCUUUACCAGCUCCUUUCUAACCCCACGUUGGACAUUAUGCCAUGUGGGUAGAGCUCUGAUUAGAUUUUCAUUGGUGCUGUUGAAACCACACUAACUUGUUCUCAGGAAGGACUCCGAUUGACCCCCUGAUACCAAGAGGUCAGUAGAGCCUUGAAAUUGUGAAGACAGGAGCCAAGGUUUGCCCUAACAAUCACACUACCUGCAGCGACUUGCUCUCUUCAUCCAACUGGGGGAUGAAGAUUAAACUAUUAUUGAUCUCACAUUGGAGAACUGCAUU